This is a messenger RNA of Chelonia mydas (Green sea turtle), 10115 nucleotides long. It is a transcript of the gene HIVEP1, whose product is annotated as HIVEP zinc finger 1. The transcript is spliced from 9 exons. Lineage: Eukaryota; Metazoa; Chordata; Testudines; Cheloniidae. Gene Ontology annotation, cellular component: nucleus. The record is from RefSeq and is a predicted model, not a curated record. Gene Ontology annotation, molecular function: RNA polymerase II cis-regulatory region sequence-specific DNA binding; DNA-binding transcription factor activity, RNA polymerase II-specific; zinc ion binding. Gene Ontology annotation, biological process: regulation of transcription by RNA polymerase II. The coding region runs from base 1405 to 9570 and encodes 2721 amino acids.
GCCCCGGGUUAUGUUUGUCCGAGGUUGUCAAGUGAAGGAGGCUCCCAGGCGCCGUGUUUCCUAGCUGCUGCCUGCGCCGCUGGUGCCCCCUUACACCGGAGCCGCCGCCAUCAGCCGCGGCAGCCAGCAGGGCCGGCUCCAGCCGCCCCCCGGAGGAGGCCGGCAGUCGGGGGCACAGUCCGGCGCUGCUGUGAAGCCCCAGAGCGGGUCCCAUGCGCCCGGCGCGGCCUGGGGAGCCGCCCCCUCCGCCUGUCUGAGCCCCGUGCGAGCCGCGGCGGCGCCCAGACACGCCACGGUAGGGCGAUCGGGGCGGGCGGGAGGCAGGGACCAGCAGGCCCGGCUCCAGCUGCCGUCUUCCCCCACCCCCAUCUCCCUGCCGGGGGGCUGCGCUUUGUGCGAAACCCGCCUUUACUCCUCUUCUAGCCGCGUGUGUUUGUUUCCCAGCCGGGCUCUGUGAGUGUGUGUGUGUGUGAGAGGGAGAGGCGCCCGCAGGCAGGCUUUGCUGGGUUGUGGCAGGGAGUAGGCAGGCAUCCCGGUGAUUCCCCCCUCCCAGGCCUUCCAUCUAUUCCCCACCCCCAAAGCCUCUUCCCCGGGUCUGUCCCGGUUUGCGGUGGCUCUCCCCCUUCCUGGCAUGUGGAUGGAUGUGUGCAGCGCUUUGUUCGGUGCAGCGUUGCAGAGGGGUUUUCCCAGGCUCCUCCCUCUUUAUUCAUUCAUGUUUUUCCCCUUUGCAACUUGUGUUUGCACUUCUCAUCAUUUCGUGCUUCUCUCGCUCUCUGCAUUUUUUUAAUCUUUCUUUUAUUAUUAUUAUUUUUUAAAUCCUUGCCUCUAACUUACUUUGCUGGUGAUCAUGGUAUGGCCAUGUUUUUAGGGCAGAUAACUGAGGAGGAAAAAGAAGAUUUCAGAUUUCUUUAGUUUUUAAAAGAUUUCUACCUGUACCUUUGCUACUGCCUGAUUUUCCCCUCCCCCCGCAGCCAAAAAAUCUUAUUAUUUUUUUGCUGGUGGAAAGCUAACCUAUGGAGUUUUAAAUAUUAUGUAACAUGUCACUUGUGUUGCAACUAAACACUAGGAGAUGUUCUAAGAAGCCCUGUUCAAAUAUAUGUCAACAUUUUGAAACUUACUUGGAUGCUUAACUUUAAGCACUUAAGUGGUAUACCUUUUCCAAAGGUGCCAGGUGAUUACCCAGAGCUCUCACUGGAGUUUAUUAUUAUCAUCAGGAUUCAGAGAUGCUCAGCACCUUUUAAAAUUUGGCUACUGAUGUAGGUGCCUAACUUCAGUCACCAAAGCUUGAACAUUUUAAUGCACAUGGAUUAAUUGACCCCUUUGGCAGAUUUAUGGAGCUGCCUUUCCUCUGCUUGCUCUACUUGCUAUAUUGGGGAGGAGAAAGUGGCCUCUGAUUAAAGCAAAAUGCCUCGGACAAAACAAAUACAUCCCAGAAAUCUGAGAGACAAAAUUGAAGAAGCACAAAAAGAACUUAAUGAGACAGAAGACCAGCAGAAAGAGGCUGGUACUAGAGGAACUUCAGAUACAGUUAAAGGCGUGAAACGGAAAAAGAUUGUAACUGAAAACCAUCUGAAAAAGAUACCAAAAUCACCUUUGAGAAACCCCCCUCAGGCCAAGCAUAAACAAAAUGUAGAAGAAUCUUCAUCAUCUAAAAUUCUUCCUGAUGCUUCGGAACACUUACAGGCAAAGAAUCAGUUACCUAUACAAAAUGGAAAACAAUGUGUGAAACAAAAUGGGGAAACACAUAGUAGCAAGGUAACUGAUGAAACAGUCACAUCUGAGACAUCGAUGCAGACAAAUCUUUCAUUGUUACGUAAGUCCUUGGAUUUGAGUAAAUGGACAGCAGAAGACUGUGAUACAAGCCAAUUAAACUUGCCAGAGAAGAAGCCUCUCUCUAAUUCCUUGUCAAGUAAAUCAAAGACUGACAAUAAUGAAUGUAUUACUUUUGUUGAUUGUAGUACUUCAUCCUCAGGUACAAGUACUGCAUUUGAUGUCUUAUUAAAAGCUAUGGAGCCUGAACUGAACAUCUUAGCACAAGAGUGUCCUCCUUGUGGGAUGCAAAUAGAAAAAGUGAGACCAAAUAAAACUACAAGCGCCUCUUCAAGUCUCACAUCCAAUACAAUGAGUGUCCAAAAUCAUUUUUCUUUGUCACAGCAAGAGUUUGUAGCUGGAUCGCACUACUACCCUUCACAUAAUGUGCAUGCAGUAACAUCAGGGAAGAGUGAACAAGCACAGACCCAGUCAAUUUCUCAUUCACAAGAACAAUUUAUUGCUAAAACUGGACAGCAAAAUCAACAGAUUGUUGUGUGUCCAGGUUUCACUAGAUCACUGGUACGUCAGCAGGGUCAAGAAAACCCCAAACUCCAACAGAUAUACAGUAUAGCAGUAACCUCUUCUGUAGUACACCCCCCCUCUUCUACUGUUGCUCAGGUUUUUCCUCAAAACCAGCUGGUAGCUAGUUCAUCUUCAUCUUUGUCAAUUAAUCCAUCUCAUUCAACACACUUACCUGUAGCUCCCCUGUAUAAUUCAGCCCAAAUAGCAUCAGUUGUCAACCAUGGUGUAGAACAAGUAUGUAAUCUUCUGAAAGACCAGAAGCCUAAAAAACUAGGAAAAUAUGUUUGCGAGUAUUGUAAUAGGGCUUGUGCCAAGCCUAGUGUUCUCCAAAAGCAUAUCAGAUCCCAUACAGGAGAGCGACCGUAUCCUUGUGUGACAUGUGGAUUUUCAUUUAAAACCAAAAGUAAUCUAUACAAGCACAAAAAAUCUCAUGCACAUGCAAUCAAACUUGGACUUGUCCUACAGCCGGACUCUGGUGGUUUAUUCCUAUCCCAUGAAUCAGAUAAAGCACUUAGUAUUCAUUCAGAUGUGGAAGAAAGUUGUGAAAGUGAAGAUGAAGGCACUGCUGAUGAAAGACAAGAUGAUCAAGGAUCCUUAGAACUGGAACCUGCACAAAUAAUGAAAAUCAUUUCAAAUUCUGAAACGUUGCGGAAAGGUAGCCCCGUUCCACUAAGCAAUCCAAACUAUAUAAUAGGUGACUCUUCAUUGCAUGACACAGAACCACAAGUUAGGGCAGCGUUACCUAAAGUAGUAGUUCAUCCUGUGAAUGUUUCUCCAUUAAGGGCUGAUAGUCCAGAAGUAACAGACUCCACACCUGAGCUUGCUGCAGCACAGAGACAAGGAGAUUUUAAAGUUACAAAUAUAAAAUCAAAUGUAACACACAUGGUCUCUUUCAAGGAAACCGAUGGUAAGCACCACCAGAAAAUAGAAAUGGGUUCAUUAGAAGAACAGCUUGGGUCUGCUGUAGGAACAGUGCAUGCACAGUUACAAAGGCAACAGGCAACGGAUUGUUCCCAGGAACAAGGAAAAUGUCUUUUGAGCCCUAGGAGUUUAGGUAGCACUGAUUCUGGUUACUUUUCACGUUCUGAGAGUGCAGAUCAAACAAUGAGUUCACCAACUCCUUUUGUCAGGGGAUUGCCUAUCUCUGAAAAAGACCCAAAUAAAAAUCUGCCCUCUGUGCCACAAAUAAGUUCCACAGUGGCAUCUGUUGUACAAACAGUUUGUGCUGAAAAACAUUUACUUCUCUCUGGUCAAAUGCGACCACCAAUGGCAACAAAAACACUUGAGGAACGCAUCUCAAAGUUAAUAUCGGAUAACGAAGCUGUAGUGGAUGACAAACAGUUGGACAGUGUGAAACCGAGAAGAACAUCUCUUUCAAGAAGAGGCAGUAUAGACUCACCAAAAUCAUACAUAUUUAAAGACUCCUUCCAGUUUGAUUUAAAACCGAUGGGAAGAAGAACUAGUUCAAGCUCUGACAUACCAAAAUCUCCUUUCACACCAACUGAGAAAUCAAAGCAAGUUUUUCUUCUGUCUGUACCAUCCCUUGACUGUUUACCUAUAACCAGAAGUAAUUCUAUGCCUACUACCAGCUAUUCAGCUAUACCUGCAAAUUUAAUACCACCUCCUCAUCCAAUUAGAGGAAGUCAGUCAUUUGAUGAUAAAAUUGGCUCUUUGUAUGAUGAUGUCUUUAUAUCAGGACCUGUCACUCCACUGCACCAAGGGGGGCAUACUCGCACUCUUGUUAGACAGACAGCAAUAGAAGACUCCUCAACUAAUGAAAGCCAUGCUCUCGGCCCAGCACGAUCUGUAGAAGAAGGUUAUCAUGGAUGCAAUUUGUCUAAUGAACUCUCAUUACCAAGGAGCAAGUCACUUGCACAAGUAUCAAAUUUGGAAAAAGUAAAGAAGUCACAUCCAGGGCGAGGGACAAUGUUUGAGUGUGAAACUUGUAGAAACAGAUAUAGAAAACUGGAGAAUUUUGAAAACCACAAAAAGUUUUAUUGUUCAGAGUUGCAUGGACCAAAAACCAAGGCAGCUAUCCGAGAGCCUGAACAUAAGAUAGUCCCCAGCACUACACAACCUCAAAUUCUGCACUACAGAGUUGCCAGUUCAACUGGUGUCUGGGAGCAGACACCGCAGAUACGAAAAAGAAGGAAAAUGAAAAGUGUUGGCGAUGAUGACGAGCCACAGCAAAAUGAUACUGGGAUACCAUCAAAGAGUACGGAGGGUCAAAGUAAGCCAGGAGACUUUCCCAGUAUAUCUAAACCUAAUGCAACAAUAGUAGGUUCACAACAGCAUGGUAGCAUUCUGCUUCAAAGGUCUCAAGUUCAGCUUGUGGCUCGAGGCACAGAACAAACCACUGAGCCAAAGAUCUCUCCACUUAUGAAAAAGCAGACAAGUUCAGUUGCACAAGAAAAGGUAGAGUUGAAAAGACAAGGAACUGGCAUUUCAGUAAUACAGCACACUAAUUCAUUGAGCAGACCCAGUUCAUUUGAGAAAUCAGAAUCUUUUGAAAGAGUUUCACCAGUUUCUUUUCAAGAGGUUAAUAAGGCUGAGAAGCACCAUUCUUUGAACACAGUUGUAAUUCAAGAGGAAAGGCAUUCUCAUCUGAAUACUUCCCAGCAUCAUCAGUCAGUGUCAGCAGAAGCACCCAGAGUAGAACUUCAGGAAAGUCAAAUAGUCUCUAAUGAAAGAAAUGCAGUAAUGCAUCCAUUGAAACUAGUUCGCCAACAUAACAUCCAGGUUCCUGAAAUACUGGUCACGGAAGAACCAGACAGGGACCAGGAAAACCAAUUCAGUGAUCAGGAAAAAACAGAGAAGUUUAAUUGGCCUCAGCGUAGUGAAACUCUGUCAAAAUUGCCAACAGAAAAACUGCCACCGAAGAAGAAAAGGAUCCGGUUGGCUGAAAUUGAGCAUUCUUCAGCUGAAUCAAGCUUUGACUCCACACUUUCUAGAAGUAUAAGUCAGGAGAGUAGUUUAUCUCAUGCCUCUAGUUUCUCAGCUUCAUUUGAUAAAGAAGAAAUUUCUAAAACUGAGAAUGCUUCCAAAAUAGAUCUUAAUAAAUCAUCAGAAUUCCUUACGAUUCCAGCUGGCUCAAAUACACUUGGUGUGCCUGGUCCUCCUUGCAGGGAAAUGAGACGUGCUGCAUCAGAACAAAUUAACUGCACACAACCAUCCAUGGAGGUUGUAGAUUACAGAAGUAAAUCUUUUGAUUGUGGAAAUAUGUCUUCAUCAAAACCUACGCCACUUGUAGAGAUAUCCUCUCCAAAGUUGUCUUCUGGCUGUGGAGUUACCGGACAUGUGCCUCUGUUAGAAAGGAGGAGGGGGCCACUUGUAAGACAAAUAUCUUUAAAUAUUGCUCCAGAAAACCAUCUGCCUCAAGUUAAAUCUUCAUCUUCAUUUCAAAUAGCUCAUGCAACGGACGUGUCUACAGUACCAUUUCACAGGCUGAAGACCUCUAGUAGAACUUCAGUGGAGUUUCCUUCAAGUUCUCAGCACUCACAGACUUACUCUAAGCCGUUACAUGAGUCUCAAUCAAUAACUCAGAACUGUAACCCUCUUAGCCUCCCUUCUGUUCAGCAGCCUUUAGGUCCUGUUUUGCAUAAUCAGGGACAGCAGCCCUUAACACAGCAUUCACAGACUUCUCUUAAAGUACUGGCCCCAGGAGAACAAGCAGACACAAACACCUUUUCUUGUCAGUCUGUUGAAAAGGAGUAUUACUUUGCUCCCAAGUAUCAGCUUCAAGUUAAAGCUCUGCAUGUAAGUACGUCGUAUUCUUCUAAACCAAUAACAACUGCUUUCCCAAUCCACACUCUUCCAAGUCAAAUUAGUGUGGAUCAGAGUGGGACUUCAUUAUCUGUACCUACUAAAUUAGCUGACAGUAUGUCUAAUCUGUAUUCAAUGCCUCCCCAAAAACAUAUGAUACCUGAAAACUCCAGUGGUAAAAUAUAUCAAAUCCCACCUUUUGUGGUGCCUGUUCGUGUUCAUAGUAAUGUUCCAUCUUAUGGAUUUGCUACUGUUACACCUCUUCCCCAAAUUUUAGUGACGCAGGAUCAGGUAAAUUCGUCUGUCUGUAAAACAAAUGUUGUGACAGUGCCAACUCUUGAAGGGAAAACGCCGCUGCCAAAAUUACACAGAGAUCAUCAGAGGGUUUUGCCAAAUCUACAGUCAGCAUCUCUAUUUGAUCAUUCAUUUUCUGAGACUGGAAGCAGAAAUUCACCUUUGUCAAGUUCCUUGAAUAUUAUUCAGAAAUUGCCAGUUAGUGGACUCUUCCCCCAACAAGAAGCUACAGCAUCAAGUAAACGCAUGCUUUCACCAGCCAAUAGUUUAGAUAUUGCCAUGGAAAAACACCAAAAGCGUGUUAAAGAUGAAAGUGGAGCAGCUUGCACAACAGAUGCUAGAUCAAUGUAUCCAUUGAACAUUCGAGCCAAUGACCCUAAUAGGCAAAAGAAACCAGUAUUGGUGCGACAGAUUUGCACCACAGAGCCUCUUGAAGGUCUCUUAUUAGAGCCUGAUGUUAUUCCACAAUAUGAAAAAAGCAGCAAAGAUAGCAAUUCACCAGAUGUGCUGUUGACUGACCAACAUUCAUCUGAAAGUGUUAAAACUGGAGUUUCUGAAACCAUAAAGGAGUCACCAGAAUUUGAAAAUCUUACAUCUUCUGCACCUCCAAGUUUUGAAGUUAAAAAGCCAUCUGAACCUUCUGCAGUGAAUAAUCAGACUUCUCUUCUGAAGGCUUUAAGUAACAGUCAAGAAAGGUGGUCCCCACGGGUUAAUAAUGAGGACACAAAUUUUAAUACCCAAGGCCAAGCAAACUCUGGAACUACUCUGUCUGUGGCAAAUGCAGGGGAUACACAACGGUUGUCAUUUCCAAGCCUAAAGACUUCAACAAAUUUUACAUGGUGUUAUCUGUUAAAAAGAAAGCCAUUACAUCUGCUACAAAAUGACCAAAAAACUUCAGCAUAUUCUACUUGGACUAUUAGUCUCAACAAUCCCAAUCCACUUGGUUUGUCAACAAAGGUUGCUCUUUCCCUCCUAAAUUCAAAACAAAAAGCUGAAAAACCACUAUACACUCAAGCAAUAACAACUCAUGCCAGAUCCGACGUAUUGGUUUACUCAAGCAAGUGGAGGAACAGCUUAACCAAGCGGGCAUUAAAUAAAAAAAAAAUGACUCCAAGUGAAUUCAGCAAUAAAGAAAACUCUGAAACGAGCACUGAGUACGAUAAAGAAAAUUCCUUUACCAAAACCGAACCAAGAAGAGUUAAAAUAUUUGAUGGAGGGUACAAAUCAAAUGAAGAAUACGUGUAUAUUCGGGGAAGAGGAAGGGGAAAGUAUAUCUGUGAAGAAUGUGGUAUACGUUGUAAGAAACCAAGUAUGUUGAAGAAGCAUAUUCGUACGCAUACAGAUGUCCGUCCUUACCACUGCAACUACUGCAACUUCUCCUUCAAAACUAAAGGAAACUUGACAAAACAUAUGAAGUCCAAGGCACACAGCAAGAAAUGUACGGAUUUAGGAGUUUCAGUAGGCUUAAUAGAUGACCAGGAUGGAGAAGAAUAUGGUGAGAAGCAAAGGUUUGGCUGUGAUCGAUCAGGAUUUGAUGUGGAGGAUUCUGAUGGCCCGGAGGAUGAUGACAAUGACAAUGAAGAUGAUGAUGAAGACAGCCAAGCUGAAUCAGUCUUAUCUACAACCCCCUCAGUUACCGCCAGCCCUCAGCAUCAUCCAUCUAGAAACAUCCUACAGGAGACCACAAGUGCUGAUGAAGACAUCAGAAUUACAGACUGCUUUGCUGGGGUCCACACAGACUCUAUGGAUGGUCUACCUAAAGCACUACUUACAAAGAUGACUGUACUCAGUACAGUACAAUCAGACUGCAGGAAUUCCAGGUCACCAAUAGCAAUCGCACAUCAAGAAGCAAAAGAAGAGAAAAUACAAGACAAGGAAACAAGUAUAGAGCCUACCAUCUCCCCUGGCCCUUCUCCUAGAUCUCCAUGUCAUCAGAUGUCUGUAGAUUAUCCAGAUACAGCAGAAGCUUUGGGAAGUUCUGCAACACCAACUACUGUUGUUUCAAAGAGCACAGCGCCUGUGCGGCUUCCCUCACCACCCGUGGACCAAAGCACGCAGACAACAAUGGUGGUUCCUUCAGCAGCCUCGCCCUAUCCUGACAUCCAAGAAGAGAAGCUGCAUGCCACGGAACUGACAGCUCCUCUGACUCAUUUAUUUAGCCACCUUCCAUUGCACUCACAGCAGCAAGCCAAGACACCUUAUGGUAUGAUCCCAGUAGGGGGAAUUCAUGUGGUCCCUGCUGGUCUAGCCACGUACUCCACAUUUGUACCAAUUCAAGCUGGGCCAGUGCAACUCACCAUUCCUGCUGUUAGCGUGAUUCACAGAACUACAAGUGCGCUUGGUGACACGGCACGUGCAGUCUCUGCCACUGCAAAUCCACUCGGAGUUGCUGAAGUGAACAGUGUUUUGCCAUGUAUUCCAAUAGGUCAGAUUAACGGGCCAAGCGUCCAGAGUCUGAGUGCACCAAGCUUACAACCUCUUCCACCGUUAGGCAUGGAGACAGUGAACAUAUUAGGCCUGACAAAUACAAAUAUAGCCCCUCAAAUACAUCCUUCAGGACUCACGCUAAAUGCUGUGGGACUACAAGUUUUGACUGCAAACCCUUCUCCUCAGAGCAACCCCAGCCCUCAUACACACAUUCCAGGCCUGCAGAUACUGAAUAUAGCACUGCCUACGUUGAUCCCUUCAGUCAGCCCCGUAACUACAGAUGGGCAAGGAGUUCCAGAAACACCAGCUUCCAGUAACAAAGCCUGUGAAAUUCACCAAGAGCGGACUCCUGUGAGUUUUCCUGCAACUGACAGCAAUCCGAUCACUAGUGCUUUAUCUCCUCAAGCGGCACCGACGGGCCCUUGGUACAACGUAAAAAAAGUUGCAGAGCCUUUUCCUUCGAAGGAGUAUGAAAGACUCGAUGGUCCUGGAAAAACAGAUACUGAAAAGGCUGACCCAGUAAAUCAUGUCAAACCAAAGUGUGAUGUCAUUUCCAUUCAGGUCAAAAGGGCUUCCACCUCAGAACCCCUCUUGAAGGUGAAUUCUGAAGUUUUAACCAAGUCCCCAGUCCAUCAAACUCUCUCUCCAAAGAGACAGGUACAUAGGCCAGCAGGAUUGCCGCGAAGGCAGAAUACUGUACAGUUUAGUGAUGGCAGCAGUGAUGAUGAGGACAGACUUGUAAUAGCAACCUAGAUUUUUUUAUUAUUAUUAUAACACUUACAGGUUUCUUUGCAAACCUUCUUUUCCUUAAAGCACAUUUUUCUGACACAAACUCAUUACUAAUCUUUGUGCAAUCAUGAACUCUUGACCAAUAAUUGUUGUUUCUCGUCAGCUCCAGCCAUUCUUGUACAUGUUGUAUAGACAAUUGUGCCUUUUUGGAGUUUUAUGUUUAGAAAACUGUACAGAUUGUUGAAAAUAUAUAUAAAUAUAUAUAUAUAUAUAAUAUGUAUAUUAAAACCAGGUAGUUGCUUGUGUUUAGUAAGUAAAAACAUCUUAUGUCAGAAAAACUAAAAUGAUUAAAUUAUAUGUUGCACUGUUAAAUGUAAAUUUUUAUGGCUGUGGGGCAAAGUUUCUGUGUACAGAUCUAGUAUGUAAAACUCCAUAUUUAUUGUAUCCAUAUUAGUCUUGGAACAAGGGUCUGUCCAUCUUUCUUGUGUAAGACAGUAGCUUUACACUUAAAACAGAAUACAGUAUCUGUGUUAUGAAAUAUUACAGUAAAAUUUUGUUUACUGACUUUA